Molecule: messenger RNA, 4011 nt
Organism: Musca vetustissima
Lineage: Eukaryota; Metazoa; Arthropoda; Insecta; Diptera; Muscidae
Gene: bdg
Product: sodium-dependent transporter bedraggled
Exons: 8
Coding region: 1-3981 (1326 amino acids)
Biological process (GO): sodium ion transmembrane transport
Cellular component (GO): membrane
Source: RefSeq, a predicted model, not a curated record
AUGAGUUUAAAAAAUACGCCUCACGAAAUUCGCCGCAACGGCGAUAGUAAUAUAACUGAAAAUAAGCUUCGCAUGGGUCAAAGAUCAUAUUCAACAUUAUCGAUGGACGAUUCAAGCAAUAAUAACAUAACAAAUCAAUUUAAUUCAAAACAAUUGAUCGACUCCAGCUCAGCCUUAAGCUAUUGUACCGGUAGGAGGAGGCGAAAACGAUCAAAUGACACGACUGCGGUUUCCCAUAAAAAAGAAAUUGUUGGCAGUGCUAUAAGUGGCUCACUGUCAGACAAUUUGUCAAGGGAGUCUGUAAGAAAGGCGUGCGGAUUUGUUGACGAUUUAAGCGAUAAUGAUCUAAUUGAAGUCCAAAAUACUCCCGAAAACUUUCAAAAACGCACAUCAGCAAUAAAGAUGUCAUUUCUAGAAGGCAAUUUUUUUAACAGACGCAAAAAAUCCGAAGAAAAUCCACUUUAUAUGAGAGAUCAUCAAACAAACGAGAACACUAUAUUUCACAAUGAUGAAGCCUAUGACGCCCUACGAGAACUCGACGCAGUUCUCGAUAUACAUGAUAUGUCACUUGCCGAUUCAAACUGCUCCGCUAGUCAGACUGAAUCGGAACCCGACCUAGCCAACAUAGAUGAUUGCUUAUUAGAUCUGGAUGACUAUCUUAAUAAAAUGGACACAAGUAUAUCGCACGAUAGCAAAGAGGAAUCAAGUAAAACAACACCGUUAAAAAACGGUACAUUACCAAAUUUCAAGCGUGGUAAUAAUUUUAGGAAGACUGUUGGAUAUGGCGCAGAGCGGAGAUCAUCAGAUUCGAUUUUAAAAAUAUCAAAAACAUCACCGUCUUACGCAACUUUAAGGCGAACUGAUCGAAGUCAUUCUGAUGUCACAGCGGAAGAAACCAAGCAAAAGAACCACCAAAUUAUUCCUCAGUUCUAUCCAGUUGCAGAAGUGGGUUCAUGCAACAACGUCGCGGAAAAUAUUUCAGAUCAUGUAAAUAGUGCUUGUGAGCCCCACCAAACCCGCCGUUGUAUAUCACAGGAAGAUUGUUCUACCACUGCAUCUACUAAUUCGACACAUAUAUUAACGGAAGCGCAAAUAUUUCAAAAUUUAAUUGAACAAAAUGAAAAUUGCCGGGAAGAUUCUGAGUAUAGGCCUCGCCAAUAUGGCAGGCGAGCAGAAAGAAAUUCACAUGCAUCCAUGCCCGAAUCAAAUAUUUGUGGCAAUUUCCCUUCCAACAUUUCUAAUCAGUCUAGACCAAUGAGUGCACCAGUAGCAGCAUCAAUACAAGUAAUUCCUUCAGAAGAGUUAUUACGUAAUUCUAGAACGUAUGCUGGGUCAGAAGGAAGCACGGGACGUUCAACGCGGACAACAAGCCCAGUAACGAUCGCCUCUAGUUCUGAUUCCAGUGAAUCUUCAACAACAUCACAUAAUAUAAUAGAAUCUAACAUCGUAUUGAACGAGGGCAAUUCACAGCAAAACAGCAAUACUACCCAUGAUUCAGAAAAUGUUGAAACAACUCAGAAAGCGGGAUUUAACACAUAUUGGCCACAUAGUUAUAGUCGAACUUUGGCUCUAAUGUCGUGUACAUUAGGCCUCUUCAAUAUUUGUCGAUUUGCAGUUUUGACAAUCAAUUACGGGCCGAAUUUUCUUAUUCAGUUCCUAUUGCUUUCUAUAAUUUUCGGAGUUCCCUUCUUGUGGCUGCAAAUGUGUUUGGGUGCCAAAAUAAGAGCAGGGCCAGUGUCCAUGUGGAAAAUCAGUCCGAUAUGUAGCGGCAUUGGGAUUUCACUUGUUCUUGUGCAAUAUUUUAUUACAAUAUACUCAUCCGUUGUUGUCGUUUGGCUCUUGGUAUAUCUAAGCGACACUUUUUUGUACCAGUCAUCCUAUCGGUGGGCGGAUACAACGCACUUCCUUAUUCCUAGGAAUUACUCGUACAACUACUACAAUCUUACCGAAAGUAUUCCAGAUUACUUUAAUAUCAAUGUUCUUCAAAGACUGCAGAUUCUUAAAUUAAUUAAUACCACUGGCAUUCGCAUACAUAUCAAUGAUCGGCAGCUGGCGUUCUAUUUGGCAAUAUUGUGGGCAACUGUAUUUUUAAUACUGUGCAAGGGUCUGAGAUCAUUUGGAAAGGUUAUCUUUAUUGUGGGAAUAUUACCUCUUCUGGCAUUGACAGUAGUUACUGGAAAAUUACUUUAUGUGGUAGAUCUUGUAAAACUCCAGAAUGUAUUUAGCUCCUCUGAGCUGGAUGAUUUCCUCAUUAAUUCGAAAACAUGGACCGCUGCAGCUCAAGAAACGUUCUUAACAUGGGGUCUUCUUGGGGCUUCUGUGAUUGCUAUAUCGAGCCGAACACACAAGUCACAAUCUAAAAAGACGUUGCGGCGAGAUGCUAUCCUUGUCGUUUUGAUGACACUUAUUGGCCUUUGCUUAUCGGCGUUGAUGGGAUUGUGCUGCAUCCAAAUAUUGAAUAAGGCUGGUUAUGUAUAUGUACCCGGUUCUUAUGAGAAACCAGGCACAUAUUCGUCAAUAUAUUCAUUAAAAUCUUCGCCUAGCACUGAUAUCAUAUCAUAUCCGACAAAACUUGUACCCCAUUACUCGAGUUUGAUUGGCGAAGUGUACAGGCGCCACACCGACCUCAAAAUAUCCAGCGGUUAUCAGGUGCUUCGUUUUAUUUCUGAGUUAUUUCCAGCAGUUCUAGUUAUUGCUGGUGAUGAUGUUUCGUGGAUUUGGGGUUCUGUCGUAUUUUUAAUGCUCUUUGUGUUUGGAAUUGCCCAGUUAUGUGUUAUGUGGAAGCCUAUAUCGAGUGCUUUGGGUAACUCCACCAGCGCUGUAUUACUUAGUUGUGUCACUGGUCUACUACUGAGUAUACCGUUUGCAACUGAGGUUGGAAUUAAUCUGCUCCAUUAUAUGGACAGUCUGAUAGGUGGUGCGUGGUUCAUUCCAAUUUUAUGGGCGGCGGAGAUUUUUGGUGUUUUUUUGAUCAGAGGUCGACCCUAUAAUGGGGACGACCUUGUGAACGAUUUAAAAAUGUCGGGUUCUAUGUCCGCUUUCUUGGCCUUGUCCUGGAAUGUUUUAUUGCCCAUCAGCCUUAUAACGUUGGCCGUGAUUGAAUACAAAAUAUCGUUGUCAAGUCAAUUGUAUUAUUGGCGAGGACGUUCAUAUUACAAUUACUGGGCAAGGAAGGUUGGAGCUUUAACCCAAAUUGGUUUUUUGCUUUUGGUGCCCAUAACCGCUAUCAUACAAAUUUACCGCUAUCUUACUUCGGGACCUCCCGAUAUUCUGGAUAGAAUUCAAAUGCUAUAUCGACCACUGGAGGGCUCAGCAGCUACAAGAUUAGUAAACCGUACACUCAGGGAUGAUUUAGAAAACCGUUACAGGCAGGGAAGAAACGGCAGCAAUGCCGAGAAUGGCAUUACCAAUUUACACGAUGAUGCUCCGCCAAAAUAUACUCCUCCACCAUCAUAUACCACCGCAACUGGAGCAAGAUUGGCGAAAAUAUUGCGCCAAAGCAUAAGGCGUAGUGUUAGAAGAUUAUUGGGGGAUUCCGGAAGGACGAGGCCAAUAUUAUCAAUUCAAAUGGAACAUAGUGAUGAAAACACGUCUUUUCCACCAGAUUAUUCAUCUGUUCUUUCAAAUCCAUCGGGUUCGAAUGAAGUACCGCCUAGCAUAAGUGAAUCAAUUGAGAUUGGCAAUCGACCGCCAACAUAUUUGGUACAUAGCCGAAGUUUGUCGUUAGGCCGUAAACAGAUUGAAAACAGUAGGGGUUCAACACAAAUAACAAGGCCGUAUACCGCUGAGGAUGUCAUAACUGUCCUAAGAUCAUCGACAAGGGUUCGAAGCGGAACAUCACAUGCUACACAUCCACUAAAUCAAAUGGUGUUUCGGUCCAUUGAAAAUCUGGUACUCAACGCAGAGCCACCAGGUGUAAGCUCGUCUGUUGUGUGUGAACAUUUAGAUGUUAAUGACCAUAACAAUACAUCUGUGAUUUAAUUUAUUUGUAAGAAAUAAUAAUAAAAAAAG